Wyeomyia smithii (pitcher-plant mosquito) is the source of this 4590-nucleotide messenger RNA. RefSeq names its product protein Skeletor, isoforms B/C (gene Skeletor). The coding region runs from base 540 to 4436 and encodes 1298 amino acids. The transcript is spliced from 8 exons. The record is from RefSeq and is a predicted model, not a curated record. Lineage: Eukaryota; Metazoa; Arthropoda; Insecta; Diptera; Culicidae.
AGAUGGUUGGAGUUAGUUGGCUACGAGCUUUUGAACGGUGCGGAUCAUCUCUUCUUGGAGUCGUGGAGUAGGAUCUUCGGAGUGCAGACGGGAAGAUUUUCUAGCUUCAAGUGUUGUGCCCUGGGACAGACAGUGGAAAGGGUUUUCCAACGGGACUUGUGCGCCUCAUCCGAUGGCGAAAAGUUGUUCGGUGUACAUAAUUGCGAUCGAGGAAUUAUUGGUGCGUGAUUGGUUGUGAUCUAUCCCUCCAGUUGGGUUGCCCUGAUUGGAGCUUGUUCGAAGGAGUGAAAAGUGAAGUUCUGGAUUUGACAGGGAAUGUGAUUAAACGCAGUUGGACGUGAAAGUUCGAUCGGUAGAAAAGUGAUAGUGGCUUGGGCGCCAUCCGGGGCAACGAAUGUCGUUUGUCUAGUGUUGGCUCUUCACAGAAGGAAGGAAUACGUGGACCACGCAGGAGGCGGUCUAGAGAAGUUUUAAUUGUGGGAUUAACGAACGUUUUGCCGAGCAACUGGAGUAGGACGGACCGUCGGAGAACCGUUAAAAUGCUGUCGAGACGAGGGUUUAUCGUGGCAGCAGCAGGAGCACUUGCGAUGUGCAGCCUCAUCUCCGUUGCGGACGCCCUGCAGGGCUACUAUGGAACGAAGAUCGGAGAUCUAACACAGUUGCAUCACGGGGUAUCUGGAUCGGUGUAUGCGGUCGAUGCUCGAACCUUGUUUCUGAAGAACUUCAACUACGAUGGAGAAGGUCCAGCGGCCUAUUUCUACGUGGGUAACACCCGGGCACCAAGCAACAAAGGAGCCCACCGGCUUCGGGACGAACGAGGUCGGUCGGGCAUUCUGCGGAAGUAUCGCAACGAGGAUAUCACGCUCUCGCUUCCGGAGGGAAAAACAUUGCGUGACAUCCGAUGGUUUUCGAUUUGGUGCGAUGAUUUCAGCGUCAACUUUGGAGAUGUGGUUAUCCGAAACGAUUUGGAUUUUCCGAGGCCAACCAAAAUUGGACAGUUAUCCGGAGUGCACGACGUAAGCUCGGAAAGUAUUGUGAUUGUAGAUGCUCAAACUCUGCUGAUUCCGAACUUUAACUAUGACGGAGAGGCACCAGAUGCUAAAUUUUGGGUCGGUCGCGGUCCGAAACCCAGCCCACAGGGAAUCCGUAUUCCGGACGAGAACGGUAAGGAAACGCCACUACGCCGGUACGACAAAAAGACAAUCGUCCUCACCCUGCCGGGAGAUUUGACCGUGUUCGACAUUGGCCAUUUUGGCGUUUGGUGCGAGGCGUUCACCGUCGACUUUGGCCAUGUGCGUAUUCCGGACCAGAUUAACGUUCCACCGUCGCUGAAGAUGCUGGGUAUCAGCCCACAGUCCAAAUUGAACUGCGAAGUACUUCUGGAUGACCUGGCGUUCGAGGUGCGAUGGGCCGUCGCCGGCGAGAGCAUCGUUAUCCAGCUUGUGGCCAAACUCGAGGAUGGCGAGUAUAUGGCUUUCGGUAUUUCUCCGGAUAAUGCGCAAAGUAUUAUGGUUGGAGCAGAUGCAGCCGUGGUUUGGGUAGACAAAGCUACCGGGAAAGGAUUUGCUCAGGAUUACUACCUGGAUGCGAAAUCCCAGUGCUCUGGUGGCCGGGGAUCUUGCCCGGAUACGCGAAUUAGUGAGAACAGUAACUCGAUUCGGUUGUUGAACGCUGCCAUGGUGAACGGAUACUCCAUCGUUACCUAUCAGCGACCACUGAGAGCCACAGAUCAUCUGGAUUUACCCAUCUUUACCAACGCAUCGCAGGCAAUUGUUUGGGCCAUCGGACCCCUGAACCAACGCUACGAAGUUUCCUAUCAUUCGCAAUUCUUAAAGAGUAAUAAACUAGUCGAUUUUGGCCGUCAACCGUACUGGAAUUGUCCAACGCCGGAGUCCGACCAGCAUAAGACGCAAGAAACUCCACAAAAACUGCAAAAUCUGGAACCGAACCGCCGAGCCGAUUCUAUGCAACGUCCGAAAGCACCAGCCACAGCUCGACCCCCGGCGAAACCGGGCGCUUGGGAUAUUCCUCCAAUUCAGUGCUACGAACCGGAUGAUGGAGUCUUCUACGCACAAAUGGGACCCACUGGGGGCAAGCAAGGGUAUCCAGCUAUCACCGGUCAUGUUGGUUGGGGCAUUUCAUGGUACAUCAACGGGUUACUCAUUCCGGAGAUCUAUGUAGUGCGCGGCAAAACGUACACCUUUGUCGUGGAGGGAGGUCAUGAUCCAGAUGUUCCCGCCAAAUAUCAUCCAUUUUACAUCACCGAUGACCCAGUUGGUGGCUAUGAGCACCAGGAGGAGAAAGCCAAGAAGCACAUCCGAAUUUUUGCUGGAGUUCACCAAACUCGUACCGGACAGUUGAUGCCAACCGGUGUUGGACGACUAUGUAAUUGGACACCGAACCCAGAUGGACCGCCCGCCGAUUCGUAUCCUUCCUUUGGGGCAUACCAGCGUAGUCUCUCCUUGAAGUGUGAUCCCGGCGAGCCAGGAGUGAUCACUUGGACACCCGAUGCGGAUACUCCAGAUACCGUGUACUACCAGUGUUUCACCCAUCGAUAUCUCGGCUGGCGUAUUAAUGUGCUCGACUCGUGCGACGUGGCAGCGCCAAGUGAAAUCGAUGAAGUGUACGCCGAACCAAAUGACGAUGGAAUAGCUGCGGAACAGUCGAUUCGUCAUGAAUCGAAAUUACUGCCAUCGGACUCGUAUGUUCAGCAGCACGAUAACCAAAUCGGUCAAGCGGAAAAAGACACAAUCAAAAACCAUAAAAUGAACGAAGAUCAAUCAAACAACGAUCAUAAUUUGGACCUGGAGAAUGACCCGGAAAUGACCAAAAUCAUUGAGGAAGGCAUACGAGCAGCGGAAGAUCUCGAGGAGAAACUAAAAAACAAUCAAACCUACGGCAACCACUCUGGAAGCGAUCAAACAUCCUAUCAUCCGGAAGGAUCACAACCCGGAAAGCCCCUUCUAACAUCAUCCGGUCUUCCGGUGUACCUUCGACCGCCAAACAACGGUCCCAUGUUCCGCCCAGUAAAACUACCAAUGCGUAGACCGAUCGCCGUCGAAAGACGGCCCAUCAACGGGCGUCCAAACCGACCUUACGUCAUCCCACAACCGUCCAUGAUCAUCAGUCACUAUCAGAAACCAAUGAACCCCUUAGUGCGACCGUUCAUGCAGAAGAGCAAACUCCCAAUGAAAGCGAUCGCUCCGAUCCUUCUGCUAGGAGAACCAACCGAAAUCAAACCCUUCCGUAAAGUUGCUAUGCCACCUCCACCGCCACCACCGAUGGAGAUGAUGCUGGUCAAACCAACGAAAACCAUCCCGUACAUGAUACCGGAAUUACCGCCCCAUCUGCCGGUGGCCCUUAAAAUGCCUGAACAAACCCCGAUCAACCUGCCCGUUCGAUAUACAAGACGACCGAUCAUGAAAGAACCCCUGAACGUAAAACCGAUCUUCAAGGCACCUUACGAUGUGCACGAGAACAAAACACCGGUAGAUCCUUUGCCAAACAGUGGAUUCGAGCCCAGCUCUGUGGUGGUGGAAAGCGGUUUCAAACCGAUUCAUCGCCGUAACGGCGAAUCCAAUGCCGAGUAUGAGGACCUGAUGCGACACCACUCGAACAUGAUUCAACGUCGCCAGGACUAUGAUAUUGACGAAGCGAUUGAAAGCGACGCGCUGAUGAUCGGAAGCGGAGAGCCCCAGAGGCAGGCUUUCGAACCGAUGUUCAUACCUUCACCCCUAGACAGUAUGGCGAUGGCGCACAAAUCAGCGGAAGUUGACAACGACCGUAAAGACGGCCAACUGAGCGGAGAUUUGAAACAGAUGAACGUAGAAGUCGGUGAGGAUAAAAUGGCCAUGGCUGACGACCGUGUCGACUCGUUUUACCUGCCCCCGGAUGGUCAAAAUGUAGUCAAAGUAUACCCGGAAGGUUCCGUCGUGUCCUACGAUGGCAAAGCGGUGUUGGACGUUUCCUUGCUAAAAUCACCAACCAACGUGCGGCAGGAGGUCGUUACGAAGACGGAACAAUUUGUCCGUGAUAAUCCUCAGUUUGGACCGUUCCGCGGGGAAAUUCCCCCCAUUUCCGACUACGUUGCACCGGACUCACACCCAAUCUACGGUGUCCGAGGGACCAACGCCGUUCAACCUCCGGUGUCGGAGUACGCGAACCCACUGGUACCGGGUGGAAUUAACGCGCACGACAAUAAAGAUCUAAGUGUCAAACCAAUUUCCACUAAACUGUCGAUCGUCAAACCGGUUGAGGAAGAGGUAGAAGAAUCGCGGAAAAAACGAGAAGCUCAUCAUCACCCGGACCACCACGGAGACAAUUUGGACGAGAGCUGGGAAGAUCGGCGCGCUAAGAGUGGUGCCGCGAAAUCUGCCUCCGCAGUUACGGUUCUGUUUUCUGUAGCCCCUCUGAAUCUCCUUCGGAGAUCGCUUUAACUCUCACUGGAAGCACGUCUUUCACCAUAUUAUCUCGAUAUAAGUAUUGUUAGUUAAGUUUUAUUUAGUACGAAAAGUACACGUGCUAACGAAUUCGGCGCAGCCGGCUGAAUUUCGACACUGUAAAUAAUAAACAAAAAGCUCCUCAGUUAAA